This is a messenger RNA of Engraulis encrasicolus (European anchovy), 2233 nucleotides long. It is a transcript of the gene dnd1, whose product is annotated as DND microRNA-mediated repression inhibitor 1. Gene Ontology annotation, molecular function: mRNA binding. The record is from RefSeq and is a predicted model, not a curated record. Bases 73 to 1413 code for a protein of 446 amino acids. Gene Ontology annotation, biological process: mRNA stabilization; negative regulation of miRNA-mediated gene silencing. The transcript is spliced from 5 exons. Gene Ontology annotation, cellular component: cytoplasm; nucleus. Lineage: Eukaryota; Metazoa; Chordata; Actinopteri; Clupeiformes; Engraulidae.
UAAAAAGUGAGGUUAGGGUGGAAGGAUACAACUUGUUAAGAGAACAUUACUUUACGCGCAAGUAAAUGAACGAUGGGGGAACAACACCUGGUGUCUGGUCCCGAACGACAGAAGGCGUUGGAAGCCUGGCUGCAGACGACCAACACCGUACUGACUCAAGUGAACGGGCAGCGCAGAUAUGGCGGGCCUCCUCCAGGCUGGUCUGGCCCCACCCCUGGCGCGGGCUGCGAGGUCUUCCUGUGCCAGCUGCCGCGGGAGGUCUACGAGGACACGUUGAUCCCGCUGUGCCAGACGGCCGGCCCGCUCUAUGAGUUCCGCCUCAUGAUGAACUUCAGCGGGCAGAACCGCGGCUUCGCCUACGCCAAGUAUGCCACGGCGGGCGCGGCGCGCGAGGCCAUCCGCACCCUGCACCGCUGCACGCUGCCCUGCGGCACUUCGCUGGUGGUGCGCCUCAGCACCGAGAAGCACCAGCUGGUUCUGGAGGGCCUCCCCGACGACCUGGACCGGCCCCAACUCAUGAAGGUCCUGGAGGAGCUGGGCCAGGGUAUGUCUGGGCUGACCCUGAAGACGGCCCUAGUGGGACCCCAGAAACAGAAGCAUACCACGGCGUUGGUCACCUACGCCAGCCACCACGCGGCGUCCAUGGUCAAGAAGGUGGUGGUGCAAGCCUUCAAGAAGCAGUUUGGCGUGAGCCUGGCGGUGAGCUGGACCUCCUCAACCGCUCUGCCCGGCAGCCCCGACCGCUAUGACAAGCCUCGCGGUAGCGGCGGCGCCCCCCACUUCCCUCGUCGCAGCAGCAAGCUGGCCAACCGGCCCCCGCGCCUGUCCCCCCCCAGCCUCCCUCGACCACCGCCUGCUCUUCCUCAGACCCCCAGCCCCUUGCCCCCGGUGUCCCUGCCCCGUCGCGCCCCCCCUGGUCUCUCACCGAAUCCAACCCUGCCCCCCAUGUCACCAUCCACCUUCCUCUCCCCAUCACCACCACCACCACAGCGUCGCUUCAGCCCAGCAGUGGGGAGUGUCGUGGGGGGUCGGCGGCCCACUUACAACGGGGGUUCCCCCAUGGAGAGCGUGUUGCAGGGUGGCGUCGGUGGUGAGGGUGGCCCCACCCCCACCCCUACCCUGGAGGCCCUGUUGGGGGGCAACAACCCUGUCUUCUUCCUGCACUGGCUGUGCGAAAGCAAAGGCCUCGGGGCGCCCACCUAUGAGCUGAUGCAGCAGUGCACCUGCGCCGACGGCUCCCAGCUCUUCCUGUGGAAGAUCAGCAUCCCAGGCCUGCCCGGCAGCCCGUCCCUGCCCGUGGUGGCGCAUGUGGCGUCCAACCCCGAGCUGGGCAUGAGCGGCCUGAUGAGCCAGGCGCAGAGUGCCGCCGCCAUGGAGGUGUUGCCCUUCCUGCUGAACGCGCCCCAGGUGUGAAAAUGCACAUGAGGUAUCAGUUUAUGUACACCACCUGAAUUUAGAAGCUACAAUCCAGUGCCACAUCUUUCAAAUGAUCUGGUUCUACCUGUCCAAAUAGGGCCCAAUUUGGAGAGGUAAAACCAGGUCUGUUGGAAUAUGUGGCACUAGGUUGUAGCUUUUGAAUUCAAGGUGCCCAUCACCGGUUCUGUGGCUUAUGAAAAACACAGCACAGACACACACACACUCUCUCAUUCACUUAUUUCUCUAUGUACAGUCAGGAUUCUUAUCUGUGAGUUUGUAUGCACACACUCGCAGUCUACCUCAAACAUACAAAUGCACAAUAUCUCUCUGGUCACUUCAAGUUGAAGUCCAAAUGCAUUUGUUCUAAACGAAAGAGAGUUUGUUUAUACAUCCAUACAAAACCACUUGCUGCUACCACUUCUUCAUAAGCUACAACCUCCCUUUGCACAGCUUACACCUCUGGAUUCACACACACAACAGCCAGAAUUGUUUAAAAAAGAUAAGGUUGUUUAAAAGAAAAAUAAUUAUAUGAAAAGAUACAAUGUAAUAUUUUAUUCUUUUAUGAAUGGUUUUAGUAUAUUUUAGUUCUUCUAAUUAUUUUAAUUUUGCACUUUUUUGUGUGUCUUUCCGCCUUAUUUGCAUGUUUUAACUAUUUGCAUGAUUUCAGUUUGAAUGUUUUGUCAACACCUUAUCUGCAUGUUUUUCCUUUUGAACUUUUUGGUGUGUUUUGUGUAAAUAGUUUGCUGUGUUUUUGAGUUUGAAGUGUUUGAGUUUUGUCUUGCGUUACAUUUUGAUUAUUAAAACAAGAAAGACCCGA